Stylophora pistillata is the source of this 2043-nucleotide messenger RNA. RefSeq names its product 14-3-3 protein epsilon. Lineage: Eukaryota; Metazoa; Cnidaria; Anthozoa; Scleractinia; Pocilloporidae. The record is from RefSeq and is a predicted model, not a curated record.
UUUCGUAGUUUUGCCCAUCGACAUGACUAGUAAAGACAGCUUGGUUUACAUGGCCAAGUUGGCCGAGCAGGCGGAGCGUUAUGAUGAGAUGAAAAACCACAUGAAGGAAAUAGCACAGGAGGGCGGAGAACUUUCAAUAGAAGAACGUAACUUACUCUCGGUUGCCUACAAGAAUGUCAUUGGUGCGAGGAGAGCUUCUUGGCGCGUUCUCUCAAGCCUGGAGAAAACCCAAAACGACGACCCCAAGAAAAGCGUGAUACAAAAAUACAAAGAGAACGUGGAAACGGAAUUAAAAGAGAUCUGCAAUGAAAUUCUAGGAUUGUUGGAUAAUAACCUGAUAGAGAACGCAAAAGAUCCGGAAUCGAAAGUGUUCUAUCACAAAAUGAAGGGAGACUACUGGCGCUAUCAGGCUGAGUUUCUUCCUGACAAAAAAGCUGAUGAUUCAGUUCCUGAUGAAAUUAUGAAGUCUCUUAAGGCGUAUGAAGAGGCUCAUGAUUAUGCCAAGGAUCUGCCAUGUACACAUCCAAUAAGACUUGGACUGGCCCUCAACUUUUCCGUUUUCUAUUAUGAGAUAAAGAAUGAACCAGAUGAAGCUUGUAAAUUGGCAAAGAAAGCCUUUGACGACGCUAUUGCUGCACUUGAAGAGCUGUCAGAAGACAAGUAUAAGGAUAGCACUUUAAUUAUGCAGCUCCUUAGGGACAACUUGACUUUGUGGACAUCAGAGACCCAAGGAGAUGACAUUGAAGUGCAAGAUGUAGAAGACAAGGACUCUUGAAGAAUUUCAAGGAAAAAUGGAAACUUAUUAGUUUAUAGGACAUGCAUAUCCACUGGCAUUUUUUUUUUUGUAUAGUGUGCAUGGAAUGUGAAUGAUUCCUGCAUGGGUAUAAUGGUUAGGUUUUAGUAAGCGCAUGCUUGGCUUUGCCUCUUAACAGCCAUUUCUUAACAACAUCCAUGUUUUAUAUCCGGUUGAAGUACAAUUAGUGUAACAUGACAGUGUAGAAAUGGCCUAGGCCACUCUCAGGUCAACUCAACUCCAAAAGAAAGUCCCAAAGGAAGCCUUCUAAAUUGUAAAUUAUCUGCACUUCCUCUUUUCCAUUUUUUCUUAAUUUGUCCAGAUAUAGUGAUGAUUAUUUUAAGUCUUACAUGUAAUUUUCAUCCAUAUUUCCCCUUGUACAUAGGGAAUUGUAUGAUUUACUUUGUUUGAGAUAUUAAAGUGAAGUAUAGAUAUUGCUGCAUGAAUGCAUUUUUCUAGCAAUAAAGCAUAAGAUGGACCUGAAAGUGGGCCAGUUACUUUUGGUAUUUCCAACAAGCUGAUAAGCUUCAGAAGAAGAGAUGAUCUAUUGUCACAAAGUACACUGAAAAAAGUUAUUGUAGAAAUAAACAUGUUCAGUCCUAGCAUGCAACAUUUAGUGUCAAUUAUUCAGCAGUCUGGACCAAGUCAUUCCGAUGAUAAAUUUCUGGCCAAUAGACUAUAGUAUAGCUCUACAGGAAAUCCUAGUGAGAGUGACCUCUGUAAUUCAAAACAGGUCUUUGUUAUGCACACAAUUCUCUCUUAAGCCUAUUGAACCCAGAGGGUGACUGUCAUCUAAUUUCUCCUUACAAUAUCAUUGAAUCACACAUGAAGGUUGCCAGAGUAAAGGAAAUUAUCACGGAGUAAAGGAUUUCCUGAGUGUUAAAAAAUUUAAGGAAAUGUAUGAAGAGUUGGUGGACUGAUACUAAGGUGUAGAGGAGGCAGGAUUCACUUCAUGAAUCAGAGUUGAACCUCCUUGCAAUGCUUUCUUCCUCCCAGUUAAGUAAUCAAUAGGCCUAGUUACGAGGAGGAGUUUUGAUGUGGCAAAGGAAGUUGCUUGAUUCUUGCAUCCACCUACAUGCGGUGUCAACUUUUUUUUUUUUUGGCAGUAUGUUCAUUUACUCUAACUUUGCCUUUAGUGAUAGUGGUAUCCUUGUUGCAUUCAGAGAAAAUUGUAUAAUUUUUUUUCUUUUUAACACAACUUCAGCUGUUAAACGACUGAAAUGCAACCUAAAUAAAGAUAAUUUUCUUAG